This is a messenger RNA of Cajanus cajan (pigeon pea), 1971 nucleotides long. RefSeq lists its product as uncharacterized. Lineage: Eukaryota; Viridiplantae; Streptophyta; Magnoliopsida; Fabales; Fabaceae. The record is from RefSeq and is a predicted model, not a curated record.
AUGCAAGCCAGAAUAGCGGCCAGUACCAGGACUGUGGAGGAGGAUGUCAUGCUGGAGGUCCCUAGAGACUUUCGACCAUUCUCGGAAGCCAUAGAGGCCGAGAUCAUCCCUAGGGAUCAUCGGAUACCACAGGUCGAGCCCUUUGAUGGAACGCAGGACCCCAGUCAGCAUUUGACAGACUUCCGCGCUCAAAUGUUGAUCUGUGGUGGGAGCAUGGAGGUCCGCUGCAAAUUGUUCAUGGGCACGCUCAAGAAGGCGGCGCUUGAUUGGUUCAACGGUCUUCCUGAUCGAUCGAUCACCGACUUCGACGUCUUUAGCCGACUCUUCAUGGCGCAGUUCGCCGCUAACAAAAAGAAGCCGCCGAUCACGUCGGACUUGUUUGACCUCAAACAACGUGAGGAGUCGCUGAAAGCCUUUCUGCAAAGGUUUAAUGAUGUCGCCUUGAGGAUAGCGUCGUUGCACGAAAGGAUGGCGGUCAUCGCAUUCCAGAAGGGUUUAAGGUCCGGGGCUUUCGACAUCGCGCUUGAAAAAGCAAAUUGUCAAACGAUGUCGGAGGUGCGGGCUUUCGCCUUAAGUCACAUCAAGACGGAGGAGAACCAGAUUAUUAAAAGGGCAGCGGAGAACCGAGAAGAAGGCAACUACCAGCAGGCCGAUCACAUUGGUCGGCCAAGAGAUGAGUGGACACGCAACAAGGAAGAAGAGAAGUUUACUCCACUCAACGUUCCUAGGCGGCACAUACUGCACGACGUCAACAGCGCGUCACUUUUCGAAUUCCCAGCGGCAACCAACUCCCAGUUGGGACCUCACAAAACUGACUGGUGUGAAUUCCAUCGGACCCAUGGACACACUACGGAGAAUUGCUUCGUUCUCGGUAGGCAGAUUGAGCGCCUUAUCAAGGAGGGUCGUUUGAAAAAAUUCAUUGUAGGGACACGAGAUGAAGGCUCGUCCGAUAGGCGACGCAGGCGUGAAGGAGAAGACACGAGAAGAGGGAGGCGAGAAGGGAGGUCUCCCCCUAGAGAUCUUCCGGAAAAAAGUGCAGAGACCCAUCAGCAAGCUGUACAUGGAGAGUUCAACACAAUAGCGGGGGGAUUUGCUGGAGGAGGUCCAACAUCAGCAGCACGGAAGAGAUACUCUCGGUCGGUGUUAUCGGUCUCAGACUGGGUGAGACCAUCUCGGCCACCUAUCACGUUCCCGGACACCGACUUCGAAGGGGUGUCCCCACAUGAGGAUGACCCGAUAGUCGUCUCGGCGAUAGUCAUGGGCUACAACGUGAAACGCGUACUGGUGGACCAAGGCAGCUCGGCGGACAUAAUGUUUUGGGAAGCUUUUGUCGGGAUGAAAAUUCUGACCGACCGUCUCAUGCCAUAUGCAGGUACAUUAGUUGGUUUUGCAGGUGAUCAGGUAACUGCUAGGGGAUACGCCGACUUGGAGACAACUUUCGGCCAGGGAGACCACAUGAAGACUAUCACUGUCCGAUACCUGGUGGUCAAUGCUCAGUCGUCCUACAACAUACUAGUCGGACGACCGACAUUGAAUAAAUUGGGAGCAGUUGUCUCCACACCCCACUUGAAGUUGAAGUACCCUUUACCUAGUGGAAAGGUUGGGGUCCUCUGUGUUGAUCAAGAAGUCGAAAGGAAGUGCUACGAGGACAACCUGAGGGCGAGGAGACAGUUAUAUGUGACACAGGUCGAUCGGGGGGUCCAGUCAAUCGAGUUAGAUCUGAGGAUGACUCACUUCGAUUCCCGACCAGCCCCAGCGGAAGAUGUGAAGGAAGUUAGCUUGGCCGAGGGAAAAACGGUCAAGAUUGGAGUGUCUUUGGAUAAAGAAGAGGAGGAAGGGUUGCUGACUGUAUUGAAGAGCAACGUGUCAGCUUUUGCAUGGAGUGCUGGCGACAUGCCAGGCAUCGAUCCCGACUUCCUAUGUCACCGUCUCAUGGUCGACCCCAAUGCAAAGCCGGUGAUUCAAAAAUGA